CCAGUGUCGCUAAAAUUACCUUGAAGGUACCAAGGUCCUAGGCCCAAUUACUAAGUAACCUUGGUAGUAGGGAACCCCGCGUCACGUGCCAUAGAUUUACCGGCAGUGAUUCAAGGAAGUCGGAAUGAUCAGCGCUGAUCUGCAGGCAACCGCUAUGCUAAACAGAUCCAUGGAUUGAGGCUCAACCCUGUUGAAAUUGAGAAAUCAACCCCCAAAUCUCCAACUGCUGACAGAAUAGACUUCCGACUUCCUCCAUACUUUCUCUCACCGCCCGAUUUAGAUGCCGGUAUAAAUCCGAACGAUGUGAGGAAAUAAGGAAUAAUUCAAGUAACCACAUAUCAGAACUCAUGAGUUGCUCACGUCGCUCAUUUCAUUCACAAUUUCCAUCAUGAAUCACCAAUCUAUUCAUAGUCAAGAUAUAUCUAGCUUCGAUUUGACUUCGACUCAUCGAUUGCCUACUGUUUCAGCAGCCCAGGCACUUGAGGAUCUCGGAACUGAUCCUCAACGCUUUAUAUCUACAAACCUCACAUAUCUCGAUCAAAACCUCAAUGAUGUCAUCGUUGACAAUAGCAGUGCGCUCCCUCGCCCCGGAGGACUGCAAAAGGGUCAAGUCGUAGAAAUAUGGGGGCCCCCGGGAUCUGGAAAGACCGCCUUUGGUAUUCAGCUCGCCGCAAACAUCCUACGCCAAGGUGAAAAGGUUAUCUGGGUAGAUGGGUUCCACCCGAUAUCCCCCCGUAGAUUGCAUGAUGUGAUCGUAUCUGCUCAGUAUCCAUCGUCGCCAUCCACUACUACUCCCUUAAUAGAGAAUCAAACGGACAACUUUCUCCAUUUCCGAGCGCCCACCCUAGCUCAUCUCAUCGGGCUCCUCUGCAAGCCCACAUCAAAUGCGAUCCCAGGCAAUACCUCUCUUAUUGUGAUCGAUACUCUAUCUAGUCUAAUAAACCAUGCUUACCCGAGAAACUUCGAGACCCGACGGCCCCAAAAAGGUCCCGGACCUUCGGCUAGAAGAUUACAGGUCCUUCAGUUCUUGAUAUCGACACUCCAGAAACUUGCCGCUACGCGAGAUCUUUGCAUUGUCAUUUUGUCUCAGUGCGCAACGAGAAUGCAAUCCGAACGUGGUGCCACGCUUAUCCCUGCUAUUAAUGCUGGCACCUGGGAGCAAGGGAUCGCUACGCGACUUGUUCUUUUUAGAGAUUGGGUAAUGGAAAACGACACAGUACGCGACAUUCGUUUUGUCGGCGUUCAGAAGCUAAACGGCAAGUUAAUUCCGGGUGGUAUCAGUCAAGUUUUCGCCUUCAAUGUUCAGAGUGGGGGUCUCGUCGGCGUUGAUCUAGAUGCGAACCAGUCAUCCUUGCCACUAUCACCGAGUCCGCGUCUGAAGCGAAAAUUAAGCCAAACAGACUUCGAGGUUGCCGAUAGUGAGGGCGAAGAUUACGGUUGGGAGGAUGAGGAUGAAUCAGAAAUGCCGAGUAUGCCACCCCAAUGGCAAGGAAGCGAGGAUAUUCUCCUCGGACGGGCUGAAGAUGAUGAUGCUCAGACGGAGGAAGGAUCGUCGGAUCAAUCCGCAGACCUGGAAUCGGGUCAUACCGGAACUGAUGGAGACGACUCUAGUUGA
Annulohypoxylon truncatum is the source of this 1615-nucleotide messenger RNA. RefSeq names its product P-loop containing nucleoside triphosphate hydrolase protein. Gene Ontology annotation, molecular function: ATP hydrolysis activity; ATP-dependent DNA damage sensor activity; four-way junction DNA binding. The transcript has 6 exons. Gene Ontology annotation, cellular component: replication fork; Rad51C-XRCC3 complex; Rad51B-Rad51C-Rad51D-XRCC2 complex. The record is from RefSeq and is a predicted model, not a curated record. Bases 389 to 1615 code for a protein of 408 amino acids. Gene Ontology annotation, biological process: DNA repair; reciprocal meiotic recombination; meiotic DNA recombinase assembly. Lineage: Eukaryota; Fungi; Ascomycota; Sordariomycetes; Xylariales; Hypoxylaceae.